Messenger RNA from Echinops telfairi (small Madagascar hedgehog), 2074 nucleotides. RefSeq names its product WW domain binding protein 11 (gene WBP11). The transcript has 12 exons. Gene Ontology annotation, cellular component: spliceosomal complex. Gene Ontology annotation, biological process: mRNA cis splicing, via spliceosome. NCBI's taxonomy places the organism in Eukaryota, Metazoa, Chordata, Mammalia, Afrosoricida, Tenrecidae. The coding region runs from base 177 to 1892 and encodes 571 amino acids. The record is from RefSeq and is a predicted model, not a curated record.
GGGCGCGAGGUUUCAAGAUGGCGGUGGCGCAGCGUCUGGUCGCCAGUGAGUGGUGAAGAGCCCGACGAAGCAAAACAAAUUCGGCGUCUCCCCCGGCCCAUUUCUCACAGUACCCCGACCCCAGCAGGAGGGUUUUGUCUUCUCUUGAUUUUAAGUAAAAACAAAAGAUUGUCAUCAUGGGGCGGAGAUCUACAUCAUCCACCAAGAGCGGAAAAUUUAUGAAUCCCACAGACCAGGCUCGAAAGGAAGCCCGGAAGAGAGAAUUGAAAAAGAACAAAAAACAACGCAUGAUGGUACGAGCUGCAGUUUUGAAGAUGAAGGAUCCCAAACAGAUUAUCCGGGACAUGGAGAAAUUAGAUGAAAUGGAGUUUAAUCCAGUGCAACAGCCGCAGUUAAAUGAGAAGGUGUUGAAAGACAAGCGUAAAAAGCUCCGUGAAACCUUUGAACGUAUUCUACGGCUCUAUGAAAAGGAGAAUCCGGAUAUUUACAAAGAAUUGAGAAAGCUGGAAGUAGAAUAUGAACAGAAGAGGGCCCAACUUAGCCAAUAUUUUGAUGCUGUUAAGAAUGCUCAACAUGUGGAAGUUGAGAGUAUUCCUUUGCCAGAUAUGCCCCAUGCUCCUUCCAACAUACUGAUCCAGGACAUUCCACUUCCUGGUGCUCAGCCACCCUCCAUCCUUAAGAAGACUUCAGCCUAUGGACCUCCAACCCGGGCAGUUUCAAUACUUCCUCUUCUUGGACAUGGUGUUCCACGAUUGCCCUCUGGCAGAAAACCUCCUGGUCCUCCUCCAGGGCCCCCUCCUCCUCAAGUCUUGCAGAUGUAUGGCCGUAAAGUGGGCUUUGCUCUAGAUCUUCCCUCUAGGAGGCGUGACGAAGAUAUGUUAUAUAGUCCUGACCUUGCUCAGAGAGGUCAUGAUGAUGAUGUUUCUAGCACCAGUGAAGAUGACGGCUAUCCGGAGGAUAUGGACCAAGAUAAGCAUGAUGACAGCUCUGAUGACAGUGACACUGACAGAUCGGAUGGAGAAAGUGAGGGGGAUGAAUUUGUGCAUCGGGAUGAUAAUGAGAGAGACAACAGUGAAGAAAAAAAGUCAGGUCUGAGUGUGCGAUUUGCAGAUAUGCCUGGAAAAUCAAGGAAGAAAAAGAAGAACAUGAAGGAGCUGACCCCUCUUCAAGCUAUGAUGCUUCGGAUGGCAGGACCACCACCUCUUGGACCACCGCCUGCUCCACCUUUAAGGCCACCGGGACCACCUACAGGCCUUCCUCCUGGACCACCACCAGGGGCUCCUCCAUUCCUGAGACCACCUGGAAUGCCAGGACUUCGAGGGCCUUUACCCCGACUUUUGCCUCCAGGACCACCCCCUGGGCGCCCUCCUGGCCCCCCGCCAGGCCCUCCUCCAGGUCUGCCUCCUGGCCCCCCUCCUCGAGGUCCUCCACCAAGGCUGCCUCCCCUUGCACCUCCAGGUAUCCCUCCACCUCGUCCUGGCAUGAUGCGCCCGCCUUUGGUGCCUCCACUUGGACCUGCCCCACCUGGGCUUUUCCCACCGGCUCCUUUACCAAACCCUGGGGUUUUGAGUGCCCCACCCAACUUGAUUCAGCGGCCCAAGGCGGAUGAUACAAGUGCAGCCACCAUUGAGAAGAAAGCGACCGCAACCAUCAGUGCCAAGCCACAGAUCACCAAUCCCAAAGCAGAGAUCACUCGAUUUGUGCCCACUGCGCUGAGGGUCCGUCGGGAGAACAAAGGGGCUACUGCCGCUCCCCAAAGGAAGUCGGAAGAUGAUUCUGCUGCACCUCUUGCCAAAGCAGCCCCCAAAUCCGGUCCUUCUGUUCCCGUUUCCGUACAAACUAAGGAUGAUGUCUAUGAAGCUUUCAUGAAAGAGAUGGAAGGGCUACUGUGACGGCUUUAGCUGCCAGAACUGGCAUCUGAAGCUGUCUGAGUUAUUUUUAAUAUUUUCUUGUAAAUAUUUUAUAAUAUUUUGCCUGUAGUGAAAUGGAUCCAAUGUCAUUUCCUAUUACAAAGCAGGAUUGUGGGAAGAAAAUGUACAAAUCUUUGAUUAAAAUUAUUUCCUGCUCAUCUCAA